Hymenoscyphus albidus is the source of this 2567-nucleotide messenger RNA. Lineage: Eukaryota; Fungi; Ascomycota; Leotiomycetes; Helotiales; Helotiaceae. The record is from the annotation of a GenBank genome assembly.
UGGAGAUUGACAGUGCUCGGUACCUGUAUAUCUUCAGCCUCAGCCUGGGCGUGCCUGACCACCUCUAACGUCGGACGGUCAGAGAGGUCGCAUGUGUACGGCUGCCCGGAAUUUCUGGCAUCACUUUGCAGCCUCUUGCUGAGUGCACAGUUACCGAGUUGACAGGCGGUUGCUGAGUAUCGGAGACCCGCCUACGAAGCCUGAAGCCUGAAGCCGAAGCCUGGAGCCUGAAGGCGGUACAGACAGCUACAGCAUCCCCCGAUUUGACCCAACUACCCAUCGCCAACAUGGCCAACAACGAUACCUUUCCCCAAACGGGCAUUUUCGUCGCCAGUGAAGCGUCAACGGAUAACAUGGGCGCCUUGGUAAGAUUUCCCACUUUUUCAAUAGCUUCAUUUUCGGCCGUGUUUGGAUGAGGUUGAACGCGACCCUCGCUAACUUUUGAAAUAGGCCCAUUCAAUCUUGGACGACAUCGUAUACAAUGUAAUUCAUGACAUUGUCCUCGCCGCGCAUCGCGAAGACAAGAUGGCGAAAGCUGCCACGGCCGCAAUCCUCGUCGAGCAAAAAGCUGCUCAAACCGCGCCACUACCACCUGUAUCCGACGAUUCCAACCCAGCUCCCGAUCCUCCACAUAAGGCCGAAACCGAGUCGGCAACCUACCAGAAUGGAAAGGUUUAUUUGAAAGGGAACCCAUUGGAUACCGUCACCGAAAUCAUUUGUCCAAAAUGCCAUCUACCUCGACUUCUCUACCCUACAGAUGGUGUUGGCGCGAGAAAGGUGGAACCCGGCAAGGAGUUUUGUAAAAAGAAGCCAUUCAUAGAGAAGCCAUACCAUGAUAUCUAUGGUCAGACAUUCCAAAUGGAAGGUCCUGGCCGAGGAAAGAAGAAGAAGGACAUGAUCAACCCACUAUUACAAUCUGCAACAGAGGGUACACCAAAUGGAAGCCAAGAUUCGCCAAACCCAUCACCACCUCCAGGAGACGGCCUACCAAAGCCAAUCUCAUUCCCACACGCAAAAUGUCACCAUUGCAGCACCUUCCUACCCAUCAAGCGAAUGAACAACCAUAUGAUCAAGUGCAUUGGAGGUGGUGGUCGAGAUUCAUCACGACAAGCUCUCCUAAAGAUGCAAAACAAUGGCAAUGGUAGCCAAAAUGGAGGUACGCCUCCUGGUAGCCGAACUGGAACCCCAGCACCGGCAGGUACCACAAAUCACAAAGGCAAGAGUAGUCCUAAUAAGAGAGAAGCUGGUGAUGAUUUCGAGUCCGACUCAUCACCACAAAAGAAGAAGAAGCUCAAAAAGACGGCAGCCACCAAACUCAAAGCUCCAAAAAUGGCAAAGUCCUCUUCUCAAAUGUCGAGUUCAAAUCUAAGUUUUGAGCAAAAGGCUCCAGCUACAGAUGAUGAAGACGAAGAUAGCAAAGAAGAUGAGAAUGACGGCGAGUACGGUACCGUGGUUGUAGAGCCCAAGAAGAAGGUCAUCAAACCUGUAACCAAAAAGGCAAAGGAUACCGGCAUGGGGAUUCAAAAAAAGAAAUGGUUACACGGUAAAGGAGGUGUCAAACCCAACUUACCACCCGUCACGAGUGAUCUUAUAGACGGCGCUCCAAGUCCCAUAAUAAAGUUGAAGACCAAGACCAACCUAUCCGACCGAACAUCUUCCACCAAGCCUCAUUCUUCCAAGAAUACACCCAAGAAUACACCCAAUGGUUCGCCCAAAGUUUCUGGGGCGGUGCCAACAAGCAACGGAAAGACGUCUUCGGGAUUGGUACGUGCUGAAUCGGAGUCAAGUCAAACCCUGAGUUCUCCAAAUUAGGCGAGGACUUUACUUUAUUUUUGCUUCGAUUGAAGCUUUCGCUUUACAAUGGGGUGUUUCGUGUUUCCCUUUCAGUGUGCAUUGCAUGGCAUCGCAUUGCGAUAUUUACAUUUUCUAUUCCCUGGGUGGCAUUUUUGAUUGUUUUUUGCUUGCCACAGUAUGUUGAUGAGAAACGACUAGAGCGAUUGAUCGAGCGAGUUUAGUGAGUGAGCGAGCUAGUGGGCUCUGUGCAUAUUAGGUACCUGGGUACAUUUGGUCUUGACUUUGACUGUAUGCAUACAGUACCGAAAACAACAAAAGCUUCUACGCGAGGAUGGAUGGAUGGAUUGAUUCAAGCGGUUUUUUCUUUCUUCUUUUUUUCUUUACAUGUGCAUGGGUUUCUGGCAUCUUUCUUCUUCUUUGAUUUUUUUUUCCGGUAUUAUAAUUGAACUCUUCCUUCUCCUGGCUUCCUCUUAGAAGACCACCGUCUUUCUGUCAGGCCUGUUAGGAGGGAAAGAGAAGAGAGAGAAUGGGGGUUAGGCGUUCGGGAAGGAAUAAGCAUGGCUGGUUGGCUCGCUGGAUGGAUGGGUGGUCGGAGAUAGCUUCGAUACUGGCACUUCUAUUCUGAUGGAAGGAUGGAUGGAGGGAGGGAAGGACAAAGGGAUAGGGCAGUUGAGUACAUUGGUGGAUGAAAUGGAGGAAAAGAGUGGAAAGGUGUGUAUUAUAUGAUUUGUAUAGAGUAAAAUGGAGGGAAGUGAAUAUAGGUUGUUCCGUGG